AGUUAACGUGGUAAAAAUGCGAUCCUUCUAGCAACAUACAUUCUUUAAUUAGUUGAAGAAUGUAGAUUGGAUUGUGUUUUGCGGUCAAAUUAGCUAAUCGCAUGACAUGGCAGUUGAUGUGUGUGGCAAUAAGUCAUAACAAUGGAUGCUAUAAGUACACAUCAUAUGGGCAGCUAACGUGGUCAAAAUUUGAUCCUUCUAGCAGCAUUGGUGCUUUAAUUGGUUGAAGAAUGUAGAUUGGAUUCUGAGUCAUGAAUUUGUUGGAGCUAAAAUCAUAACCUCACAAAAGAACACAGCCUUUGAAUUCAUUGACAAAUUUGAACAAUACAUGCUCACAUAUAGUUUGAGAGUCGGGGGUCUAGACGUAAUUUUGGAAGCUGAAAAUUGACCUGAAGGAAAGAAUUCGCGAGGGAAAUACGGUUGGAAAGGAAAGGACCCCUGUUGUCAUCUCUAACUAACUUUUGAAAAAUAGAAAACCUGAAAACUCUCCUGACCAGCCCUCCUCUGUCAAUUGCCAAAAUAAUAAUGGAGACUCAAAUUCCAAACUGAAGAACAAAGAGAUAGGAAGAGGAAAUUGAUUAAAGCUGAAACACCAUCGUAUUUCAAUCUCUUUCCAGUCUCUUUCUCUCUGUCGCCGUGUGCCUGGGCCUGAAUUAUUAAGGCAGAGGCUCCUCUGCCUUAGCCACUCUCGCAAUGGCAUUCCAGGAUUUUGACCAGAUAUCCGAACGCCGAAAGGCUGAGAGGGCACGUAAAAUGAGGAAGAGAAUUAUCAUCGCAGUUGUCGUCGUCGUGCUGCUUAUUCUGAUUGCUGUCGGAGCCUAUUUACUUUUGAACAAACUUAAUAGUAAGAAGGGCAAUGCUAAGCAAGACAAAACAGCCAAUUCUAAGCCUGCUCCGGCAAAAGCUCAACCCAAGAACGAUCAAGCCAAGAAGAAAGAGCCGACAAAAGGUGAGAAGAUAAUGAAGCAGAUGUGUGGCGCAACGGACUACGAGGACAAGUGCGAGAGCAUCAUCGGAAAGGCAAAGGGCGCAUCUAAACCAAAGGAAUUCAUCAAGACCGCUAUCUCAGCAGCCUCGGAUGAGGCCAGGAUUGCCUACAGCAAAUCCAGCGAGCUCACUUUUAACAGCCCAGAAGAGAAGGGAGCAUUUGAGGAUUGCAAAGUGCUGUUUGAAGAUGCCAUGGACGAAUUAGGGGAUGCCAUUUCUCAAAUUGGCAACACAACUGCUUCGGGGAAGAUUCGAACCGGUCUCUUGAACACUUGGCUGAGUGCAGUCAUAUCUUACCAGCAGACGUGUGUUGAUGGGUUUCCUGAUGGAAAAUUGAAGUCUGACUUGGAGAAGAUGUUGCAGGCCUCCAAGGAAUUCACCAGCAAUUCCUUGGCCAUGCUUUCACUCCUUUCCCAAUUCCAGCUACCGGUUACAGCAGCAGUUUCAGGAGCAAAACGUCGUCUUCUAGCACAGAACAAGGAUGGGUUUCCUACCUGGAUGAGCCAUGAGGAGCGAAGGGUGUUGAAGAAAAACGAUGAGAAGCCCACACCUAAUGUGACUGUGGCAAAAGAUGGCAGUGGAAACUUCAAAACCAUUAGUGAAGCCUUGGCAGCCAUGCCUGCAAAAUAUGAAGGACGAUAUAUCAUCUACGUUAAAGGAGGAGUCUAUGAUGAGACUGUGAUUGUGACAAAAAAGAUGCCAAAUGUUACCAUAUACGGUGAUGGGUCACAGAAGAGCAUCAUCACCGGGAAUAAGAACUUUGCGGACGGAGUUAGGACAUUCCAAACUGCAUCUUUUGCGGCCUUAGGAGAAGGUUUUAUGGCAAAGUCCAUGGGAUUCAGAAACACGGCAGGUCCUGAGAAGCAUCAGGCAGUGGCAGCAAGAGUCCAAGCAGACCGUGCUAUUUUUCUCAACUGCCGAUUUGAAGGGUACCAAGACACCUUGUAUGCACAAACCCAUCGGCAGUUCUAUAAGAGCUGUGUUAUUUCAGGCACCGUUGAUUUCAUCUUUGGUGACGCUGCUGCUAUCUUUCAGAACUGCUUGAUCUACGUCAGGAAACCUAUGGAAAACCAACAAAACAUUGUUACUGCCCAGGGACGGACUGACAAAAGGGAAACCACAGGAAUAGUUCUGCAGAAUUGCAAAAUCAUGCCUGACAAAGAUCUUGAGCCAGUAAAGUCUCAGUUCAAGACCUACCUCGGGAGGCCAUGGAAGGAAUUCUCAAGAACCAUAGUGAUGGGCUCAACAAUUGAGGAUCUGAUUCACCCAGAUGGAUGGACACCAUGGCAAGGAGACUUUGCACUGAAAACGCUGUAUUAUGCAGAGUAUAACAACAAGGGACCAGGUGCCAAGACUGAUAACAGGGUCAAGUGGUCUGGAUACAAAGUCAUUGACAAGCAAGAGGCUAUGAAAUAUACUGUAGGGCCUUUCUUGAAAGGGAAUGCUUGGCUCAGGGUCAAGGGGGUUCCUGUUCGCUUCGGCCUAUCUGAAAACUAAGGAGUUCAUCUGUCGAACCGAGACGACGAGUAUCUGAUCAACAAGAGAGGAACAUCUGUGUCUGGAUUGAAAUGGUGAUGUUGUCAAUUUCUUGUUUCAAAUUGAUCAACAAGGCAGGGAAAUU
Prunus persica (peach) is the source of this 2608-nucleotide messenger RNA. RefSeq names its product pectinesterase. The record is from RefSeq and is a predicted model, not a curated record. NCBI's taxonomy places the organism in Eukaryota, Viridiplantae, Streptophyta, Magnoliopsida, Rosales, Rosaceae. Gene Ontology annotation, biological process: cell wall modification. The transcript is spliced from 3 exons. The coding region runs from base 694 to 2484 and encodes 596 amino acids. Gene Ontology annotation, molecular function: pectinesterase activity; pectinesterase inhibitor activity.